Molecule: messenger RNA, 2064 nt
Organism: Schistosoma spindalis
Lineage: Eukaryota; Metazoa; Platyhelminthes; Trematoda; Strigeidida; Schistosomatidae
Source: the annotation of a GenBank genome assembly
AUGGGGAUACGAGUUUCGUUUCGAUAUCUCUUCUGUAGACAUUACCGCAAAAUACAUAUGCAAACAGAUCAUUCAAAAGUGGAUUCGGAUGUAUUUUCGAAUUUCUUCCCGUAUUUUUUUAUCCGAUCAGUAGCUAAUCAGGAAUGUAAGAAGCUGAUUGCAGAACUGUUUAUUCCAUAUUCGAUCCCAGCUUCAACUAAUUUUGAAGUUCAGCAGGAUCGUAGGCAACGACGAUUUUCUUUUGAGUGUUCAGUUCACGAACCUUUAUCAGUUUUCUUCACUCGUCUUAUAUCUUCCAUUAAUGGUCAGUAUUUGAAAGGAAAGAGUAUAUCAACCAAUAACAGAGUUUAUUUAGCUACAAAAGCUAACCUGGUUUACAAAAGUACAGAUGGAUCUACUGAUUUAACAGAAUUUAGUAAUGACAAGACUUUUGAAGAUUGUUUUCUAUCCGACUCUACUAAUAAUAAUGCUAGUAAACCGUAUCAAUUAUUGUUGCAAAUAAACUUUUCCAUGCAUGACUAUCCUGAAAAAAAUACCUUGCUUGUUUAUGCUGUCCAGAAGAACCCAGCACAUUUAAUCCAAUGUCGUUUAAAUACAAUUCCAAUGGUGGGUUGCCCUGUUGUACCGCUUCUUGAAGGAGAAAAUAUAUGUCUGACAAAUUCUGAAUUUCUAUGGUUUGUUGGACAGUCUAAAAAAUGGUCCGAUAAACCGUGUCACAAAGGCUUCUUAUUCAUACCAACUGAAGAUCAUGUUGGUUUAUCAAUUCAGUUGAAAGUUCGUGUACGUGAUAUUAAAGGUAUGGCCGGUGUCCCAUUCGGAACAAACAAAUUUUUUGAUCCUUAUGGACAACCGAUUGAAUGCAAAUCGCCUGUACUUAUGGCUCCUAAUCAAGUAUUUCAUCAACAGAGGUAUAAGUGGAUUGAAAACAAUCAAUUAGAUUCACAACAUUUACGUGUUGUAAGUUACAAUAUUCUGGCCGAAAUGUAUGCUCGAUCUGAUUUUGCUCGUGCCCAUAUAUUCAAACAUUGCCCAGAGGCUUGUAUCAGUUCAGCCUACAGAUUACCUUUGAUUUUACGUGAACUGUUUUCUUAUCAGUCGGAUUUUAUCUGCCUUCAAGAAGUCGAUCGAUGGGUUUACGACAAAUACCUUCUAAAUGCUUUAAGAUCCCAUCGAAAUAUGGACGGCAUAUUCUUAGCCAAAAGAGCAGUCAUAACUGAUCCGAAUGAUCCAGCUAAAGUUAAAGUUGACACAGAAAAGGAAAAGGGUGAAGGUUGUGCAAUCUUCUACCGUCGUACUCGGUUUGAACUUGUGUCGAAAUGCGGCCUACCAUCGAUACUUGAUUAUGCAUCAACUGUUCCAUUUUUAUCAACUAUGUUAAACAAUUUCAAUUCCACAACCUUCAGUUGUGGCUCAACAGGCCAUUCGUUUAGUGAAGAGAGUACUGAAACCCAUAUUCAAAAGUCAUUAUCGCAGUGUCUGAUCAGUGGAAUAUUUCGAGAGAAGUCGACCACAUCACAAUCUCCUUUACUGAUUGUUUCUAAUGCCCACUUUUAUUUUCAUCCUUCAGCUAGUCCGAUUCGAAUGAUUCAAGCGCGUACAGUUCAUUACUACUUAUCAAAACUUGCUAUGGAUUACAAACAGUCAGAUAAUAAACCAAUUCCAAUUGUUUUUUGUGGGGACAUUAAUCAGUGUCCAGGUAGUGAUGUGUAUACCGCUCUCACUCAAGGUGAUGGAUGCCCAUCUGAUGAGGAGAUUGCUUAUCAACCUAUAUUUGAAUCAGCUUAUGCAAAUAAUCCACCUGAAUUUACUAACUGGGUGCCUGGAUUUCACAAUGUUUUGGAUGUUAUACUGUAUAAUACAGACUCAAAUUUAAAAUGUAUCCAUGUGUUGCCGAUUGAUCCACUGGAGAAAAUCAAAGAGUUGUUGAUUCAGUUAAUCAAUGAGAAUGGUCAAAUUGUGCAAGAUUCUAGUGAAUUGGGUCUCCCGAAUGCCUAUUUCCCAAGUGAUCAUAUUGCACUUGUAGCUGACUUUUCAUGGGACUCUUUAAAACAUAGAAGUGAAUAA